Molecule: messenger RNA, 4695 nt
Organism: Closterium sp. Naga37s-1
Lineage: Eukaryota; Viridiplantae; Streptophyta; Zygnematophyceae; Desmidiales; Closteriaceae
Source: the annotation of a GenBank genome assembly
AUGGGGAUUCCCGACGACCAAGGCGUCGGAUCUAGCCCGCCUCCAUCAUCUGGAGCCGAGCGAUCAUCGCAUGGCGGUCAGAGCAGGCUGAUCAUCACGGAGAUGGUCCUCGAGAACUUCAAGUCGUACGCGGGCGUGCAGCGCGUAGGACCGUUCCACAAGUGCUUCUCGUCGGUCGUCGGCCCCAACGGCAGCGGCAAGAGCAACGUGAUCGACGCCAUGCUCUUCGUCUUCGGGAAACGCGCGAAGCAGCUGCGACUGAACAAGGUGUCGGAGCUGAUUCACAACUCCACUGAUCAUCAGAAUCUCGAGUCUGCCCGCGUAUCCGUGCACUUCAAAGAAAUUGUUGAUCUGGAUGACGAGAAGUACGAGUCUGUGCCAGGAUCGGAGUUCGUUAUAUCGCGUACGGCGUACCGCAACAACACGUCCAAGUACCACGUGGACGACCACGCGAGCACGUUCACGGAGGUGACGAGGCUGCUCAAGGCCAAGGGGGUGGACCUCGACAACAACCGCUUCCUCAUCCUGCAGGGCGAGGUGGAGCAGAUCGCGAUGAUGAAGCCCAAGGCGCAGGGCCCGCACGACGAGGGGCUGCUGGAGUACCUGGAGGACAUCAUCGGCUCCAACCAGUACAUCGACCAGAUCGACGCCGGCGCCAAACAGCUGGAGGAGCUGAACGAGCGGCGCGUGGGGCUGGUGGAGCGAGUGAAGCACGCGGAGAAGGACAAGGACACGCUGGAGGAGGCGAAGCGGGCGGCGGAGGCGUACAUGGUGAAGGAGGCGCAGUGCGCGCAGUGGGGCAUGGUGGGGCGCGCGCUGGCGCUGAGAGAGUCGCAGGGCAAGGCGGGCGCGCUGGGCGCCAAGGUGGCGGAGCUGGAGGGCACGCUGACGGCGGAGAAGGAGAAGUGCGCAGGGCUGCGGGAGGAGCUGCAGGUGAAGACAGACGCGUGCGAGAAGUGCAACACGGAGUAUGAGGCGCUGUGCGGGGAGCUGGAGGCGGCUCGGGCGGACUUCAAGGAGUACGAGCGCAAGGACGUGAAGAUGCGCGAAGACCUCAAACACUGCAAGGCGCGCCUCAAGAAGCUCGCCGAUAAGAUCGCCAAGGACACAGCCAAGGCGGAGGAGGUGGAGAAGGCAGCAGCGGCGGCGGAAACGGCCAUCCCCGAGCUGGAAAAGAAGGCAGCCGCGCUGGCACCGCGGCUGGCAGAGGCGGAGAAGAAGCUGGAGAGCAUCCAGGAGCACGUCCGAGGUGCGUGCUAUGACCCGCGUUCAACCUUCCUCCUCUCCCUUCCCCCUGCAGCCCCUGUGACUAACAGCCACCUGUCUGAACUUAUUUUGGUGAUGUGUGUGGCAGUGGAGGUGGAGCGGCAGCAGCAGCAGCUGGGCCCGCUGCAGGAGCAGCUGGCGCCGUGGGAGGAGAAGGCGAGCGCCGCCAAGGCCAAGGCUGACGUCACCCGCACCAAGCUGAGCCUCAUCCGAGACAAGCACGCGGCCGCCGAGAAGCAGCUGGAGGCGGUGCGGAAGGCGAUAGAGGAGCGCGAGGAGGGGCGGAAGCAGAAGCAGGAGCAGCUGAAGCGCAUGGAGGCGGCUGUGAGGGAGAGCGAGGCGGUGGCGGCUGCUAGCGCCAAGGAGGAAGAGACGAAGGCGGAGGAGGAGGCAGCGGCGCGCGCAGAGGCGGAGGCGGCGCAGGGACGCGCGGCGGAGAUGAAGGAGGCGGCCGCUGCGCAGCGCAGCAGCAGCGCCAUCCUGACGGCGCUGCUGCAUGCGAAGCGGGACGGCAGCAUUCCCGGGAUCUUCGGCCGCCUGGGCGACCUGGGCGCCAUCGAUGGUGAGGCGCUUGCAGGGGGGGAGAAGUGGGAGAGUGAAGGCAAGUACGACGUGGCGAUAUCAACGGCGUGCGGUGCACUGGAGUACAUAGUGGUGGACAACAUCGAGACCGCACAGGCGUGCACGGCGCUGCUGAGGGAGCGGCAGCUGGGCGUGCAGACCUUCCUCGCCCUGGACAAGCAGCAGCACCUGGUGCGGGACAUGUCAGAGAAGGUGAGCACGCCGGAGGGCGUGCCGCGGCUGUUCGACCUGGUGCAAGUGCAGGACGCGCGCCUGCUGCCCGCCUUCUGGUUCGCCCUGCGCAACACGCUCGUCGCGGCCUCCCUGGACCAGGCCUCGCGCAUCGCGUACGGCGCGGACGCGCGGUUCAGGCGGGUGGUGACGCUGGCGGGGGAGAUGUUCGAGUCCAGCGGCACCAUGGCAGGCGGGGGGGGGCGCCCCCGCGGCGGCCGCAUGGGCAGCUCGCUCAAGGCGGCGGCGGCAGCGGCAGGCGGGGGAGUGACGAGGGAGAUGGUGGAGGAGGCGGAGAGAGAGGUGGCGCACGUGGUGGCGCGGCUGGAGCGAGCGCGGGAGGAGAGGCGCGCGGCUGUGGCUAGGAGAGAGGAGGCGGAGAGGGUGUUGAGGCGGCUGGGAAUGGACAUUCCCAAGGUCCAGAUGGAGAUCGAGUCCCUGGCAGCGCAGGUGGGCGAGCUGCAGCAGCGCGUGCAGGGGCUGCAGGCGGCGGCCGUGACGAGCGCGGAGGAGGAGAGGCAGAUGGGCGUGUUGCAGCAGCAGCUGGCGGGCGAGGAGGGCGACGAGGCGCGCAUUCAGGAGGAAAUGGCGCCGCUGGUGGCGGCGGUGGCGCGCGUGCAGCAGGCCAUCACUGAUGCCGGCAGGGAGGCGCUGGGCGAGCAGAAGGACCACGUGGCCGCCAUCCAGAAGGCCAUAGACGAGGCGCAGACGGGCAUCAACCAGAGCCGUGUGACGGUGGCCUCGAGCAGCCGCAACCUGGAGAAGCUGAGGAAGGCGGUGGGGGAGGCGGAGGAGGAGAGGGCGAAGGCGGAGGAGGAGAUGACACGGAAGAAGGAGGAGAUGAACGCCGUCAUGCAGGAGGCCUUUGCUGUCAACGACAACUACGAGCGCCUCCGCCAGUUGGUGGAGGGCAAGAAGGAGGAGUAUGGCGGCAUGAAGAAGGAGUUCCUGGCCAUCAAGGCACAGCUCGACAAGAUGCGCACCGGGGAGGUGGAUGUGGAAUUGAAGCUGGAAGAUGCGAGGAAGGCGCUGAGGACGAGUCAGGAGACGGCUCGCCUGCAGAGGGAGAAGCUGAGGGCGCUGGGCGCGCAGCUGAGGCAGCACAUCGCACAGAUGCAAGCGGAGGGCAUUGCAGAGGAGGACGCGGAGGCUGCUGGGCUGCCGUGGGACCUGCGGGAGGAGGAAGGGGAGAGGCAGGGCAGGGCACGACCGGCAGCAGCAGGCGCAGCAGAAAGAGGAAGCCAAGGGGAGGAUGAGGAGAUGGAGGGCGAUGAAGCUGCAGAGCACAGGGAGGGAGGUGUGGGUGAGGUGGGGGUGGCAGAUGGGGGGGAUGGUGAGCUGGAGAAGCUGCAGGCCCGCUUGUACCGCAAGAAGGAGGCGGUGUAUUCACAGAGGCUGGGCGAGCUGGAGGCGGUGACAGCGGAGCGCGACAGCGUGCGGGUGGCACAGGAGGAGGUGAAGCGGCGGCGGCUGGACGAGUUCAUGGCGGGGUUUGACACGAUCACGAUGCGGCUCAAGGAGAUGUACCAGAUGAUCACGCUGGGCGGCGAUGCUGAGCUGGAGCUGGUGGACUCACUGGACCCGUUCAGCGAGGGCAUUGUGUUCUCCGUGCGCCCGCCCAAGAAGAGCUGGAAGAACAUCUGCAACCUCUCGGGUGGGGAGAAGACACUGAGCUCGCUGGCGCUGGUGUUCGCGCUGCACCACUACAAGCCCACGCCCCUCUACGUCAUGGAUGAGAUCGACGCCGCUCUCGACUUCAAAAACGUGUCCAUAGUGGCGCAUUACAUCAAGGAGCGCACUAAGAACGCCCAGUUCGUCAUCAUCAGCCUGUGCAACAACAUGUUUGAGCUGGCGGACUAUCUCGUUGGGAUAUACAAGACACACAACUGCACCAAGAGCAUCACUAUCAACCCACGUAGCUUUGCACCUAUAGCCGUUGGCGCGACCAUGGCUUCUGAGGAUCUGCCUCGUGGCUCCGUAGCGGUCAUGUCGGAGGUGGAGGUCAUGUUCGCUUUCCUUGCCUACGCCGUUCCAAUAGUGGCGAUGAUCUCGUACCACAAACGCAGCACCCAGUGGUACCACAACCACAUGGCUGCAGCAUUCGGUCCUGACUGGAGAAACCACUCGCCAGUGGCUGGUCUGCGAGCAGCCAAUGAGGAGGCAACACAAAGCAAGAGGCUCCCGAGCUUGCCAGAGCACCCAGAGGAAGAGCAAGAGGAGAAAGAGCAGCAGGAGCGUGCAGGGGAGGGAGAAGGGGUUGACAAGAAGUCGGGCAAGGGAGAAAUGGGAGAAGAGAAGGGGCAGCAGCAAAAACCCCAAGAGGGGAUAAAGGGGGAACAGCUGGAGAAGCAGAAAGAAAAGGUCAACGCAGGCCAGAGAAAUCAGCGAGCGAGCCACAGGUCGCUUUUCAACGUGCGGAAUCUGAGCAGUCCUUCUGUCUUCCUUCCUGCCAUUCUCGCCCUCCUGAUGGCUGUGCCUCUCGGCCUUGGGAGUGGGUUGAUUGGCUUCAUGCAUGGAGUGGUUUUGGGUCCACAGGAGGCCAUCACUUCUGCACUGUAUGGUGUUGCUGCUGGAGCACUGUACCCAUUUCAUUUGCUUGGGUUGCUCAGAGACCAAAAGCAUUCACAUCAAGAUUAG